Botrytis cinerea B05.10 is the source of this 3254-nucleotide messenger RNA. RefSeq lists its product as hypothetical. Gene Ontology annotation, cellular component: endoplasmic reticulum membrane. The record is from RefSeq and is a predicted model, not a curated record. Gene Ontology annotation, molecular function: ergosterol O-acyltransferase activity. Bases 783 to 2879 code for a protein of 698 amino acids. Lineage: Eukaryota; Fungi; Ascomycota; Leotiomycetes; Helotiales; Sclerotiniaceae. The transcript is spliced from 5 exons. Gene Ontology annotation, biological process: ergosterol metabolic process.
GCCAUUCUAAUCCCUAAUUGAACAUCACAUCACUUGACAAGAGGCCGAUCCGAUCCCUUUCCAUGUGCGGACCAAAGUGACUUUCCUAUGCCAUGACCAUGACUCAAAUUCACAAUGAAAGGAGAAUCGGGGACUUUCUUCUUGCGAUGCGAUGUGCCAUAUGCGAUAUGCCAUAUGCCAAGCUUCAUCAUGCCCCUCUAUUCUCCAGUAAGUACAUCCAUCACAGACUCGCAGUAAAGAGGUCUCAGGUAAGAAGAGCGAAGACUUAAUCAUCUGUCAUGCGAUUCGGAGACUGGAGGAAAUGGUAAUGUGCGCGCGAGAUACACACCACGUCGAUUAUUCUUUUACCUUUCCGGCUCUUCCAUCUCUAUCAGGAUUUUUUCUUGAAUUGUGUAUCUAGUCGGCAUCGGAUUAUUACCAAGCGAUUGUUUCAAAGAUAUAGAUAUUGUAAAGCUUUUUUUUUUUCUCUCGAUUUUCUUUCCACAAUCAUAUUAUCUCCUUCCAUUGAUUUUCUAUCAAUCGCCUUAUUUUGCACCUGCAUCCUGCAUAGCGCUGGCAUUUGCCUCUUCGGCCUCAAUCCAUUUCCUUCUUCGGGCAGCAUAGCCAUUUGAGCCAUUUGGGAACAGUCUUGCCGCAGGUUCGCUGUCAUUGAUUCUCUUAUUUUGGGACACCGGUGAAUCUUGUCUCUUGCGCCUUUCAACACAAGCUAGAUCUUCGAAUCCAAAUUCCAAUAACCUUCUCUCGUCCUGGAACACGCCUUCUCUCUCUCAUAGCUUGUCGAGAUGGUGAGAAUAGCAUCCACGACUACCUCCCCUUCCAUGACGAUGUCCCUUCCCUCAGAUCCAACACAUGCAGCUCAGGAUUCAUUAGAUGAACAAUCAAGGGAAAAUGGCUUCGAUAACUCCACAUCAAAACAAACCACCAUAUCUCCCAAUCGCCCUAAGCAUUCACAAUCUCUGAAAAAGGCGUUGGAAAAGGUUGCUAGAAAUCAGCGGGAGUCUUCGGAGGUAUCAGAAAGCGAUAGCUUGGAAGAUUAUGAUACUUUAAAACCAGAUCCAAUGGCCAUAAUUACAAGGGGGAAGGGUGGAAGCCUCGAUACCGAUAUGGAGUCGCCUCAAAUACCACAGACGGUAUAUGCAGAGCUAAAAGUUCAGUCUCCGCAAUCACGGCACGGCACGAGAAGGCGCAAAAGUAUUCCGGUGACUCUCAACAAGCUUCAGAAAAAUGGACAAGGAAUCUAUACUUUUGAAGCAGAUGACGACGAGCUACGGGAUCUUCUAAAAGGCACUGUUGCGCAUUAUGCACAAGAUAUUGCGUCGGGAGAACCAAAGAAACGAACAAAAUUCAGUGACUUGGUUUUUACUAAGAAGUUUACUGCCUUCGACCGACACAACAAUAUAAUUGCCGAUUCACCUUUCCAUGGUUUCUUUACGUUGGGCUGGCUAGCGUUCGUCGUUUUCGUACUCCAACUUGCCUUUGCGAAUUGGCGAGUGUAUGGAAAUAUACUUGGUACCAAUGAAAUUAUGGAAAUGAUGUUCCACCGAGAUGUUAUAGUUCUUGGUCUGUCUGAUGGUGUAAUGUGUUUCUCUACAGGUUUUGGGCUUGUUUUACAGAAAUUAAUACACCGAGGAUAUAUUGACUGGAAUAGAGAAGGCUGGAUCAUUCAGAGUGCUUGGGAACUAUUAUAUCUCUCAGCAGUAAUAAGUUGGACACUAUUUCGCGAGUGGCCAUGGACACACACAGUCUUUUUUGUCCUUCAUGGAAUUGUCAUGUUGAUGAAACAACACUCUUACGCUUUUUAUAAUGGCCAUUUAUCAGAACAGUAUAAGACUCGUUCUAAACUUCAGCGUAAGCUGAAACAGCUUGAUGAUAUUUCGCCAAUACAGACACCUUCCGCUACAACGCCAGCCGCUUCUUCAUUGUCUACUUCGUAUCUAGAUGCUAGACCUACGUCCAAUGACAUCUAUCAGAGGGUUUCCGAUCGAAGACGUUCUAUUGUCGAAUCGGCUACUGACCAAGUAGCUGCUGCAAUUGAUUCUGGUGAGCCUCUUGAUGUUGAUCAAGUCCAGACAUUUGCGCGAAUUCUUAAAUGGGAAAUCGAUUUCUUGGGUAAAGAGCUCGAAGGAAAAUGUACGACAACCAAGAAUCAGUACCCGAACAAUCUCAGUUUGUUCAAUCAUUACGAAUACAUCGUUCUUCCAACUUUGGUUUAUGAAUUAGAAUACCCGCGAUCCGAUGAUAUCGAUUGGUAUAAUGUAGCCGAAAAAAGCAUUGCGACGGCUGGUCUCUUGAUCGUCAUGAACCUUAUCUCACAAACUUAUAUUUAUCCUAUCGUAGUUAAAACGAUCGAGAUGAAAGAGUCAAACCUAACGUCUAUCGAGCGCCUCCGUUAUUUUCCGGGUAUCGUCAGCGAUUUAGCCUUCCCAUUUCUAGCUGAAUAUAUCUUGACAUGGUAUGUGAUUUGGGAAUGUAUUCUCAAUCUCCUUGCCGAAUUAACCUGUUACGCCGAUCGAGGCUUUUACGAAGCUUGGUGGAAUUCGGUAUCUUGGGAUCAAUUCGCACGCGAUUGGAAUCGACCGGUUCAUAAUUUCCUCCUGCGACACGUUUACCAUUCAUCGAUUUCGAGUCUGAGAGUCGAUAAAAAGACGGCGACGCUUAUUACUUUCUUCCUAAGCGCGUGUGUACAUGAGCUGGUUAUGUGGUGUAUCUUUAAAAAAUUGAGAGGAUAUCUACUGGUCUUGCAGAUGUGUCAGAUUCCGUUGACAAUUAUGAGUCAGACGAAGUGGAUGAAGGGGAAAAAGACGUUGGGGAAUGUUCUUUUUUGGAUAGGCAUUUUCACAGGACCGAGUCUUUUGUGUAGUCUAUAUUUGGUUAUUUAGAUGAUUUGAUGCUUGGGUUUUUGUAGAUUAUGGGGAUUUGGCAUAAGGUAUCUGGAAUUUGGUAUUUGGUAUUCGGGGUAUGGAUUGAUGGUUAGUGUUUCUCUCGCUUCUUUGAUACCAUUUAUGGCUUGGAGAUUUGGUUUUGGGGUUGGCAUUGGAUUAUGAUUGUGACUAUAGUUAUGAUGGCGAUGUAUAUAAUAUGAUAUUUAGAACCUUUGUUUAGCAUAAGUGCACUUGGUAGAUAUUGAGUGGUUAGGAAUUAGAAUGUAAUAAGUCCACGAAUCAACCUGGGAUCUUUGGGUUGUUUUGAUCAUUCAUCUAUUUAAAUGUGCAGAGAAGAAGCGGAGCUUCAAUAGUAAUAAAUACUCAUCGCUA